Messenger RNA from Haliotis rufescens (red abalone), 2073 nucleotides. RefSeq names its product galactose-specific lectin nattectin-like. The transcript is spliced from 4 exons. NCBI's taxonomy places the organism in Eukaryota, Metazoa, Mollusca, Gastropoda, Lepetellida, Haliotidae. The record is from RefSeq and is a predicted model, not a curated record. The coding region runs from base 249 to 848 and encodes 199 amino acids.
UAUUCAGCAGCCUUUGUAGUCACAUUUAACAAACAAAUCGAUCAUUGGUAAGUACCUUAAAUUCAGUGGGAUCAGAAUAUACAACAUCGGAUCAAAUUAACAUGCGGUGUUACGCGCCACUGACGUUUAGAUAAAGGUCUCCUGAUUAAUUAAUACAACAUUCGCCGUCAGUAUAGACGCGGAAGAUGCAGCAGUGCUCCUGGCCGCUCAUUUCUCGUGGUUCAUGUUAUGAUAACCACUGAUUAAACAUGUUAGUGGAACAGAUGUUCGCGCUUAUGUUCUCUAAUUUUCUGGAACCAACUGGGAACAUUGUUCUGGUCAGGAGUCAGUUAAGCUGUGCUGCGGCUUGCACUGGUGUGGAGGACUGUUCUUCCUUCUUCUACAACCCCGACAGCAGGUCUUGUCUGGUCACUCUCCAGCGACACUUCACCAGUGCCGGGCUGGUUGCAGCAGCUGGCUACAAGUACUACAUGGCACGCUCAGACUGCGACCAAGAAUGGGCUGUAUUCGGGAUGUCCUGCUACUGGAAGAGUCCAGUAGCACAAAAUGUUGGACAAGCAAGGGUGACAUGUAUUAAUAAGGGCGGACUCAUGGCAUCUACCAAUACACCAAAUGAAAACAGACUCAUCAAGAAAGAAUUUGGAUCAGGAUUUUGGAUCGGAGGUAGUGAUGAAGUGGAGGAAGGGAAGUGGAUCUGGCCAGAUGGUCAGCCGGUCACUCUGAACUAUUGGGCCGAGGGUCAACCGGACAACGGAUCCAGCGACCACUGUAUGGAACAAUGGGGACAUAAGGAGGGGUGGAACGAUGGACCCUGUUGGUUUCCUCUGUCGUUUCUAUGUGAAAAAUAAUUUUCAGCAUAAAGUAGCAUAACAUUUAAUCAUACCUAACAGUUGAAUGCAGGACUCUGAUUGGUUGAGAGCAAUUCUAUUAUUUCCAAUAUACCCCAGUAACAUGUAAGUUACAUUUGUAAUUCCCCGCCCGAAUUGCCGAACGCAUGGCAUUACAUAUAAAACAUACCAACCGCGCACUUGUUUCUCAAAUAAUUGAUAUAAGACGCUAUUCUCCGGAUAUUAACGAUAUUUUCCGAAUGAAAAAGAUCUAGGGGGAAUAACUCUGAGUUUGUUUUCUGUCGUCUGCUAAUGAACGCAUUCGUGACCAACUCGUGUUAUUCCGAGACAAGUUACGGAAAGGGGCGAGUGGUGACGAAUGCUAAUCGUCAUCAACCAAUGUCCGCCUCGAGAGCGAUGAACAACAACAUCUUUGGAUAUAAUAUUAAGAGGAAUGGAACGAUGGACAAUGACGGUUUCCUCUUUCAUUACUACGUGAAAAAUUUAUUCAAAAUGAGCGUAUAUUAAGAUUAUAUAACCUAGGGAUCGGCCGCGUUGAUUUUCCUUUUCAUUGUAGAAGUACGUCAAAUGGAAGAUAAAGUCGUAUAAUAGUUGUAACGUCACUAUAUCGAAGCAGUAAAGGUACUUGCAUGGUAUGGGGCGGUGUGGUAGCCUUGUGGUUGAAGCGUUCGCUCGUCACGCUUAAGACCCGGGUUUGAUUCUCCUCAUGCGUACAAUACGAGAAGCCCAUUUAUGGUGUCCCUCUUCGUGAUAUUGCUGGAACAGUGUUGAAAAGCGCGCAAAACCGUAAUCACUCACAUACUUGCAUGACAUGACUUGGGUUUACUUUCAAAAGCUUAUAUUAAUAUAAUUGUUGUCAUUUUCCUAUUCGCGGGAACUGAACACGUUUAUCCAUACCCGUGUUUUAUUGCUGCGAGGCGAGGGUCUUACAUCUAAAAGUAUUAAUUUUUUUAUGAAUCAAUGUGUUAUUCAGUUGUUAUCAGUCACUCUUUUCCGCCAUGAAUUCUAUUGUAUAUAUUAUUUGAGACAAUCACCUCUUUGCAGUCUAAACAACGUGUAUUUUCAAUCAAGUUCUUUGUUUAAAACGUAGUUAUACUUUAUUACUUGCACCUUUCUUUUUAGGACUAUUAUAUUAUAUUUAGGGUUAAAAUUUCAAUAAUUUAAUCUAUGAAAUUGGAAAUUUGUAUCAUAUCUACUAAAGCUUAAAAUAAAAAUUGGCAAUUAA